Molecule: messenger RNA, 1509 nt
Organism: Rotaria sordida
Lineage: Eukaryota; Metazoa; Rotifera; Eurotatoria; Philodinida; Philodinidae
Source: the annotation of a GenBank genome assembly
AUGUCCUCAGUAUCGACUAAUGAUAUAGUUGUUUGUAAAACGGAUGAAAUACCAUCAGCAUUUCAAAUGGCCGCAUCACCAGAACAGAAUGUUCGAUUUCAAUCAAGAAAUGAGGAAUCGAUCGAAAUACAAACACCUUUACCGUGUAUUACUGCAGAAAAUGUUUCCACUCAUCUUAAUCCUGAUCAAGAUGAUAUACAUGACAAACAAGAUGAACGUUUGUCUAAAACAAGAACAUUACCUUCAUCUCAAAAUACAAAUACAGAAAGUCGUUUCAAUGAUGAUCCAAAAAAGCAACAAAACAUUCCUUCAUUUACAACACUCCAAAAACAACGACAACAGCAACUGGAAAAUGAUUCUGAUGAAUUCGAAUCAUUUAUAGAUAGUAAUCAAUACCGACCAAUUCCUAAGAAGAAAUAUCGUUUAUCGUAUCGCUCAUUCAUUGGAACAAUGUCCGAAAUAGAAGAAAUCUAUGCACAGGACGAUUUUCUUUGCGGCAAUAAGUUGUUUCAACAUAUCUUUAUUUUUAUAGAUUCAGUUUUUCGAGGUAUUGGUCAAGUCAUGUUUGCUAAUAACCCUUUGUCGGGUAUUAUCAUUAUGAUUGGACUACUGAUUGAGAAUUGGAAAUUGGCAUUAUAUGGCCUUCUCGGAACAUGUGUGUCAACGUUAACAGCUCAUAUGCUCAAAUUUAAUUAUAAUUCGAUUCGAGCUGGAUUGUAUGGCUUCAAUGGAUGUCUGGUAGGCAUGGGAAUAGGUUAUUUUAGUUUUCCAAAUUCUCCUUAUAUGAUUGGCCCUAUCGUGAUCAUGAGUAUAUUUUCGACAAUUGUCUUUAUGGUCAUUGGUAAAAUACUUGUUCAACGUCUUCAAAUUUCAUCAUUUACAUUUAGUUUUCAAAUAUGUACUUGGAUAUGGCUUCUUGGUGCCUUAAAAUAUCGUUAUUUCUUUGUGAAUGGAACAAUACUAUCUCCUAAUAUGUUGACUACACGUGUUGAUAAACCUCGUUUCUUGAAUGUAUCUUUUUCUCACUAUUCUAUUCAAGACAAUGUUGUUGGCUUUUUUACUAGCAUAGGACAAGUUUACUUUACCGAAAAUCCUUAUACAGGCAUUAUUAUUCUUUUCGGUCUUUGUAUUUGUUCUCGAAUUCUUUCAUUCUUUGCUUUUUUUGGUGCCGUUACAGGUCAAUUAACUGCAGCCUAUCUAUUGGGACUACCUGCAACAGCAAUUCAUGCUGGAUUAUGGGGCUUUAAUUCAGUUCUGACAUGUCAAGCAUUAGGUGGUAUGUUUUUUGUUCUCUAUGGAUAUAAAAUCUGGUUCAUUACUUUCUUUGGAUCGAUAAUGACAGUACUUGUACAAGCAGCCGUUUCGGCUUUUCUUGCUCCGGUCGGUAUGCCAACUCUGACUUUUCCGUUCACUUUGGUCUGUUGGAUAUUUUGUCUUAUUGCUGGUUCCAAAGAUUUAAUUGCUGUCAAAUUAUCAGCCAUCAGUAUUCCUGAAGAUCAUUAUCAUCGA